This is a messenger RNA of Lates calcarifer (barramundi perch), 1453 nucleotides long. It is a transcript of the gene dimt1l, whose product is annotated as DIM1 dimethyladenosine transferase 1-like (S. cerevisiae). Gene Ontology annotation, molecular function: rRNA (adenine-N6,N6-)-dimethyltransferase activity. Lineage: Eukaryota; Metazoa; Chordata; Actinopteri; Centropomidae. The record is from RefSeq and is a predicted model, not a curated record. Bases 123 to 1043 code for a protein of 306 amino acids. Gene Ontology annotation, biological process: rRNA methylation. Gene Ontology annotation, cellular component: mitochondrial matrix. The transcript has 12 exons.
UCCUGUCGGUGAAGAAGAAACGGGGAGUUUACACGUGUUUGUCGAUCCCACACGGAUAUAUGUUGAAAAAGUGUUUCGCAUUUGGGUUUCUGGGUCUUUAAUCGGAAUAUAACCGAGUAAAAAUGCCGAAGGUAAAGGCGGAGAAGAAAAGCAGGCAGCACCAAGAGGUCAAAAACCAAGGGAUCAUGUUCAACACUGGCAUCGGCCAGCAUAUCCUGAAGAAUCCUUUGGUUGUCAAUGGUAUCAUUGAAAAGGCUGCUCUGAGGCCGACAGACGUGGUUCUGGAGGUGGGACCUGGUACCGGUAAUAUGACAGUUAAACUGCUGGAGAAAGCCAAGAAGGUGGUGGCCUGUGAGUUGGACUGCAGAUUGGUGGCUGAGCUUCAGAAAAGAGUACAGUGCACACCCAUGCAGACCAAACUUCAGAUAUUAGUUGGAGAUGUAUUAAAAACUGAUCUACCUUUCUUUGAUGUCUGUGUGGCUAAUUUACCGUACCAGAUUUCAUCUCCGUUCGUCUUCAAGCUGCUGCUGCAUCGACCUUUUUUCAGGUGUGCCGUGCUGAUGUUCCAGAGAGAGUUUGCCAUGCGACUGGUUGCCAGACCUGGAGACAAGCUGUACUGCAGACUGUCCAUCAACACACAGCUGCUGGCUCGCGUAGACCACCUCAUGAAGGUAGGGAAGAAUAAUUUCCGACCUCCUCCAAAAGUGGAGUCAAGUGUUGUUAGGAUAGAACCGAAAAAUCCUCCCCCUCCAGUCAACUUCCAGGAGUGGGACGGCCUGGUCAGAAUAGCUUUCGUAAGGAAAAACAAAACCCUCAGUGCAGCUUUCAAGUCGGCUGCAGUGGAACAGCUGCUGGAAAAGAACUACAGAAUUCACUGCUCUGUGCACAAUGUGGAAGUCCCAGCAGACUUCAGCAUCAGCAAGAAGAUAGAGAGCGUUUUGCAGGAGGCUGAUUUCAGUGAGAAGAGAGCCAGGUCCAUGGACAUCGAUGACUUCAUGGUUCUCCUGCAUGCCUUCAACUCUGCAGGGAUCCACUUUUCUUAAAAUGGCAGCAUGGACGGAGAAAUGAAGAGAACAGCUUUAUGACUCCUGCCUUCCUAAUGAGAGAGGUGAAGUUAGUGGUCAGAUGAGUGGAAAGAAAGAGCUUGUCUGACUCAUCUUUCCUCUUGUGGAGAUUUGCUCGGACGAACUGAUUUUCCAAUGUUGAAACACUUGGAUGAAAUGUACAAUGAAUAUUGGAGGAUACAUUUAAAGAGCUCAUAUUGAGUGUGUGAGUGUCAAGGGACAUGCAUGGACAAUUUUUGGCAGAAGCUGUAUAAGCCCCAUAGUCUGUAAUGGAUUAUUAUUCUAAUCUAAACCUUGUUAAAAUUACCUCUUUGUGGAAAAGGUAAAUAUUUAACAACUAGCUUUAUGACUGUGUGCAGUCUCUUAAAAUAAAUCCAAAAUGUCCACAA